Dalotia coriaria is the source of this 1766-nucleotide messenger RNA. Its product is annotated as zwei Ig domain protein zig-8-like. Gene Ontology annotation, cellular component: neuron projection membrane. The transcript is spliced from 5 exons. Bases 320 to 1189 code for a protein of 289 amino acids. Lineage: Eukaryota; Metazoa; Arthropoda; Insecta; Coleoptera; Staphylinidae. The record is from RefSeq and is a predicted model, not a curated record. Gene Ontology annotation, biological process: synapse organization.
UGCCAAGCGUCUCGAACCGCCGCCGGAGAGCCACCGCCGCCGCUGUUGCUACUCCUACUGCCGCCGCUCCCGCCAGUGUCAAACGCGCAGUGCCGAUCGACGUGAGUGUAAUCCGCGCGCCAGCUAAAAAGUUCGUAAACAAGUGAAACCGGAAAAGCGGAAAACUGUGAACUGUGAAGCUCGGAUGAUUGGAUAGUAUUAGCAAAAACUCCAACGGUGUGCGGGAUAAAAAAUAGGAUGUGCUGCAAUUUGUGUUCACUGCCGCCGUCGCUGCGUAGUCACUUCUUCUUGUAAUCGGAGACUUUCCUCUCCGGGCAGCAUGUUGGCGUCUGUGAUUAUCUCGAUGGUGAUGGUCGUUACUUCUUCAGGAGCAGGCGCCGGGGCGCACGACGCGCCCGCCGCGAGCGUCGGCAGCGUCAGCCUCGCCUCGAAGAAGUUCCGAGACUUCCUGCAGGAGUGGCCGACCCCCGGGACGGGACCAUAUUUCGACACGAGCAUAAAUUCAAAUAUCACCGGCCUCGUUGGGAAAACCGUAAUGCUGCACUGCCGAGUGAAGAAUCUCGGCAACCGAACGGUUUCAUGGGUGAGGCAUCGAGAUAUUCAUUUACUGACAGUGGGAAGAUAUACUUACACUUCCGAUCAGCGAUUUGAAGCGAUUCACUCGCCGCAUACUGAAGAGUGGACGCUGCGCAUCCGCUAUCCUCAGCGGAAGGACACCGGGAUUUACGAGUGUCAGAUUAGCACGACGCCACCGAUAGGCACACCCGUCCAUUUGACUGUUGUCGAACCAAUAACAGAAAUCCUUGGAGGUCCUGACCUGUUCAUCAACUUGGGCUCGACGAUCAAUCUGACGUGCCUGGUGAAGUACGCCCCCGAACCACCGCCGACGAUGAUGUGGUCACAUAAUUCGGUAGCGAUCAAUUUCGAUUCGCCACGCGGUGGUAUCAGCCUGGUGACGGAAAAGGGCCCGGUAACCACCAGCCGCCUGCUCAUCCAGAAAGCAGCCCAGGGUGAUUCCGGGCUUUACACCUGCUUGCCCACCAACGCCAAUGCGUACAAUGUACGCGUGCACAUCCUCAACGGCGAACACCCCGCAGCGAUGCAUCAUGGAAGGGGUUGCUGGUCGACAGAACCACACAUGUUGAUCCUCAUCAGCCUACUAUUACUCCUGAUACGUCAAACAACGUAGCACAAACACUUCUAAACAGCGAGUGAAAAACUCAAAAUGAUAAAAAUUUUAUAAAACGGCGAUUAAUCUAACCACUUAAGACAAAAUUUAACCGGAUUCAUCAUUUCGCAAACCAGUUCAUGUUUAUAUGUUACAACUAAGACAUAUAUCAAAGCAUUAAUAAAUUAAUUAAUCAAUAAACUAACGUAGGAUAACACUAACACGCUAAUAAUCCGUAAAAGUAACGAUUUUUUUCUAUUUUCGAAUAAAACACAAGUGAAAACACAGACAUUGGACAAAACAACAAAUAAAUUACAUUAUAAUAGAAUUAAAGACUAAGUGAAAUUUGAAUAAUAAUAACGUAUAAGAAUAAUAAUAAUAUUAAUAAAAAAUAUAUCUAAAAAUAAUUCGUUAAAUUACGAUGACAACAAACAGAAUUAAAUUCUAUUUUUGUUUAUAAUAUUUACAGUUUAUAAAAAUGAUGAAGGUAUAAUUAAUACACGCGUCGUGCAAAUGUGACACUGAUGGAUGAAUGUGAAAAUUUGUUGAUGAAAAUUCUCGUUGUACAUAUCAAUGAAUAAACAACUUUAAUAACUAA